This is a messenger RNA of Pyrenophora tritici-repentis Pt-1C-BFP, 1653 nucleotides long. RefSeq names its product FAD-binding-8 multi-domain protein. Gene Ontology annotation, molecular function: superoxide-generating NAD(P)H oxidase activity. Lineage: Eukaryota; Fungi; Ascomycota; Dothideomycetes; Pleosporales; Pleosporaceae. Gene Ontology annotation, cellular component: NADPH oxidase complex; plasma membrane. The record is from RefSeq and is a predicted model, not a curated record. Gene Ontology annotation, biological process: superoxide anion generation; defense response.
AUGGGUGGAAGCUCAGGUGUAUCGUUCUCGCGCCUGUUUACGCCUUCGAAAUUCUUUUUUCACUUCUUCUUUUGGGGAUUUCAUUGGUUCCUAUUCGGGUUCGGAUGGUACAAACAGGCUGCCGAUGCGCGUCUAGCACCGCUCAACGCCCUACAGUUUUCAGUAUGGGUGUCACGAGGUGCAGGUUUAGUCUUAUCCGUGGACACCAUGGUCAUUGUUAUGCCCAUGUGCAGGAAUAUCCUGCGAUGGCUACGACCCAAGUUUCGCGCUCUACCACUUGACGAGUCCAUGUGGUUCCACCGACAAGUCGCCUACGCCAUGCUUUUCUUUACCAUUCUCCACGUCGCCGCGCAUUACGUCAACUUCUUCAACGUCGAACGUACACAGGUCCGACCUCAAAUCGCUCUCGAAAUCCACUACACCGAAGCUGGUGGUAUCACAGGACACAUCAUGUUGCUAUGCAUGCUUUUGAUCUACACCACGGCCCAUCACAGGAUCCGACAACAAUCGUUUGAGACGUUUUGGUACACGCAUCAUCUGUUUAUCCCGUUCCUGCUCGGCAUGUACACGCACGCAACCAGCUGCUUCGUCCGUGACACUGCGAAACCGUUCUCACCCUUUGACGACGCCAACUUCUGGACGCAUUGCAUUGGUUACGAGGGAUGGCGAUGGGAGCUUGUAGGUGGCGGCUUAUACCUCUUUGACCGUCUCUACCGUGAGAUUCGUUGCAGGCGCGAGACCAAGAUUGUCAAGGUCGUUCGUCACCCAUACGAUGCUGUUGAGAUUCAAUUCACCAAGCCCAGCAUGAAGUACAAGCCUGGACAAUGGCUUUUCCUCAACUGCCCGGAUGUCAGCUACUACCAGUGGCAUCCAUUUACCAUUACCUCGUGCCCCAACGACCCGUACAUUUCGGUUCACGUCCGUCAAGUCGGUGACUUUACCCGCGCGCUUGCUGAUGCUCUCGGUGCUGGUCAAUCGCAAUCGAAGCUUUACGACGAGCUCGACCCCAUGGGUAUGUACGAGAUUGCGCUUCAGUAUGGUCAAAAGAUGCCUGCUCUCCGCAUUGACGGUCCCUACGGAGCCCCCGCAGAGGACGUCUUUGAGAACGAAGUCGCAGUCCUCAUCGGUACCGGUAUCGGUGUCACACCCUGGGCCUCUAUCCUCAAGUCCAUCUACCACCUCCGCCUCAGCCCCAACCCACCCAAGCGUCUCCGCCGUGUCGAAUUCAUCUGGGUCUGCAAAGACACUUCAUCAUUCGAAUGGUUCCAGACGCUGCUCUCUUCGCUCGAAGCCCAGUCUGUAGGCGUCUCAGACGGCGACCAAUUCUUGCGCAUCCACACAUAUCUCACCCAGAAAAUGGACGUCAACACGGCGCAGAACAUUGUCCUCAACUCCGUCGGCACAGACAAGGACCCUCUAACCGAACUCAAAUCGCGCACAAACUUUGGUCGUCCAGACUUCCAGCGCUUAUUCUGCGGCAUGCGCGACGGUAUCCUCGACCGCACCUACAUGAACGGUCUUGAGAGCACGCUCAGGACAGAAGUCGGAGUCUACUUCUGCGGCCCCAACGUAGCGGCCCGAGACAUCAAGAAGGCGUGUAAGCAAGCCGCUUGCCAGGAAGUCAACUUCAAGUUCUGGAAGGAGCAUUUCUAG